AAAAAAGUAAACAAACAUGAAAUUGCCCUUCCCGUGGAGAAGAAAAUUUUGUCGAGACAUGGGAUAUAAAUUGAUUUCCAACAGAAACGGCAGUACUUCAGCAAGUAGUCCUGUUGUCGUGGACAGCAUUGGCCCGGUGUCCCUGAUCGGUAUCAAUCGGCCCGAGAGACGUAAUGCCGUGGACCCACCCACCGCCCAUAUCCUGUACAGGGCCUUCAAGGACUUCGAGGGGGACGACAGCAGACGGGUGGCGGUACUGUAUGGAAAAGCGGGCAAUUUCUGCGCUGGUUACGACUUAAAGGCCCUGUCAGAAGCCGAGACGCAAAAUUUACCCGGUGAUCCCGCCAACGAGGAGAUUGGGCCGAUGGGCCCGUCGCGGAUGGCCUUCACCAAGCCCGUGAUAGCGGCGGUGUCGGGUUAUGCAGUGGCGGGAGGGAUGGAGCUGGCCAUGAUGUGUGACCUCAGAGUCGUGGAGGAGUCGGCAAAGAUGGGGGUAUUCUGCAGGAGGUUUGGUGUCCCAUUAACUGAUGGCGGAACAGUACGCUUACCUCGACUAGUGGGACUUUCCCGGGCAUUGGAUCUCAUUCUAACAGGGAGGGAGAUAGGAGCGAGGGAAGCACACGAGUUUGGCUUGGCCAACCGAGUGGUUCCCGAUGGGAAAGCACUGGAUGUUGCAAUAGAAUUGGCCCAAACGUUGACCAAGUUUCCCCAAAGGUGCAUGAAUACGGACAGGUCGUCUGCUUAUUACAGCACGUAUGACGCCAAGAGCAUCAAUGACGCACUACAACGAGAGUUCACUCAGGGCAUAAAGGUCAUCACAGAAGAGUCAAUUCCAGGUGCUCAGAAAUUUUCUAAAGGUCUUGGAAAACAUGGUAGCUUUGACAUUGGGGAUCAAAGUGGACGCAAGUCGAAGCUGUAGUUGUAUUACGAUAAUCGUCUGCGUCUUUGAGCCAGAGUUUAAUUUGGACAUCAUACACGUGUUGCCAUCUGUUAUGAAUUAUAGCGAGGGUGUUCUAUUGAACUGUUUAUAACAGUUAUAAUACUCAGUACUCAGUGUGC
This is a messenger RNA of Magallana angulata, 1059 nucleotides long. RefSeq names its product enoyl-CoA hydratase EchA19-like. Lineage: Eukaryota; Metazoa; Mollusca; Bivalvia; Ostreida; Ostreidae. The transcript is spliced from 7 exons. The record is from RefSeq and is a predicted model, not a curated record. The coding region runs from base 17 to 919 and encodes 300 amino acids. Gene Ontology annotation, molecular function: catalytic activity.